Messenger RNA from Zonotrichia albicollis (white-throated sparrow), 2834 nucleotides. The record is from RefSeq and is a predicted model, not a curated record. Lineage: Eukaryota; Metazoa; Chordata; Aves; Passeriformes; Passerellidae.
AUGGCAGAGGAAAAUGACAUCUUCCUUUUUACUCUCCUUGUUAAUGUUCAGAGCUUUAAAGAGACUGUUGAGUGUUCUGCCAUCAGUUACACAGUCUCUCUAAUCUUCAAAAAUCCAAGUAAGAGUACUUUUACGAGCACCUCAGCACCAGCGGUGAGAACGGCACCAGUAUCUCCCUUCAACUUGCUCACUGUAAAAAUACUAAGAGUGAAGAAUGCCCGGAAGGCAGACUUGCUCACCCUUUCAGAUUGCUACGUGACACUGUGGCUGCCCACUGCCUCAGCGGAGAAGGUUCGGACCAGGACCAUCAGGAACAGCAAAAACCCCGUUUGGAAUGAAGCUUUCUGCUACAAGAUUGAUCGCCGUGUCAAGAACGUGCUGGAGCUGAAGGUGUGUGAUGAAGACACGGUCACCAGGGACGAUGAACUCUGCACAGUUCUCUUUGACAUAGAUAAGCUCACUGUGGGACGAACUGUCCGCGUGAAGUUCCAGCUGAAUCCACAGGCACGUGAAGAGCUGGAGGUGGAGUUCACACUUCAGAACACUCUGGACUACCCAGAUGGCAUUAUUACGAAUGGAGUACUAGUGGCACGUGAUGUUUCCUGUUUGGAGGUUAGAGUGGAUACAGGGAAGCUGAAGCAGCAAUCCACAAACCCAGAGCUUACAUUUACAGUGAAAGGAUCACAUGAAGGAAGCCAGAAGAUUUUGCUGGACUCUGGCCCCAGCCUUCAUAUAAUCAUAUUUCACUGCAUCAUAAAUGACCAGACAAGACUGGAUAUCAUAUUACCAGAAGAGUUGACUGAUGGAAAUGAAACAGAGAAACCUGGGGUCCUUUCUUUUCCCCUGAAUUCACUCCCUUUACAGAAGGAAAUAACACUAGAAGAGGAUAAUUCAUUUCACUUGUGCUUGACAGCAAGAAAAUGCUCAGGAGACCUGGAUGUGCGCUUGGGGUUUAGCCUGUGCAGGGAGGAGCAGAACUUCCUGCGGAAAAGGAAGAAAUAUGUUGCUGCUGCUCUGAAAAAGAUUCUUAAUUUGGAAGAGGAUCUGAAAGAGCAUGAGGUGCCAGUGGUGGCCAUCACCACCACCGGGGGUGGAACGCGAUCCCUCACCGCGAUGUACGGCAGCCUGCUGGGCCUCCAGAAACUCAACCUCUUGGACUGCAUUUCCUACAUCGGGGGCUUAUCGGGUACCACAUGGACCAUGGCAAACUUAUAUGAAGAUGCUAAUUGGUCACAAAAAUAUCUGGAGGAUGCAAUCAAGGAAGCUCGCAAGCAAGUAACGAAAUCCAAGAUCUGCUGUUUUUCUUUGGAUUGUCUGAAGUACUAUUACAAUGACCUGAUGGAGAGGACUAAAGAAGGACAUAACACUUCUUUCAUAGACCUUUGGGGUCUUGUCAUUGAAUCCAUGCUACACGAUAAGAAAGAUGAGCACAGACUCUCGGACCAGCGUCAGGCAGUGGAUAAUGGCCAGAAUCCACUGCCCAUCUAUGUGGCCAUCAACCUCAAGUCCAACUAUAGUGCCCAGGCAUUCAGAGAGUGGCUGGAGUUCACUCCUUAUGAAGUUGGUCUGCUGAAGUACGGAGCAUCUAUUCGUGCAGAGCACUUUGGAAGUCAAUUCUUUAUGGGAAGGAUGGUGAAGAAGCUCUCAGAGACCCGGAUCUGCUAUAUGCAAGGCAUGUGGAGUAGUAUAUUUUCCAUAGAUGUGAUGUAUGUCUGGAAUUUGGCUGCUGAUUCAGAAGAUUUCUGGUGCAGAUGGACCAGAGACAGAGUAAAAGAUAUAGCAGAAGAACCCUUUCUGUCUGUGAAUCCCUAUGAAGUAGACACGUGUCUUUUCACUCCCUCGAGUGUCUUCUCCUCCACUCUGCGAGAUGUCUUAACAGGACGCCCAACCAUUGCACAGUAUCCCAAUUUUAUCAGAGGCUUCCAGUUGCAUAACAAGUACUUGGAGAGUGAAGGAUUUUCUACCUGGAAAGACACAGUGAUAGACUCCUUCCCAAAUAAACUGAUGGAAACAGCAGACAGUGACCUCUCCCUGGUUGAUACUGGCUUUUUCAUUAAUACCAGCUACCCACCACUUGUGAGAUCAAACAGGGAGGUCGAUGUCCUCCUGCAUUUGAAUUACAGCGGAGGGUCCCAAACACUGCCUCUGGAUCAGAUUGCGAAGUACUUCUCAGAGCAAGAAAUUCCAUUUCCCAAAAUUGAGAUAAGUGAGGAAGACCGGGAAAACUUGAAGGAGUGCUAUGUGUUUGAAGAGGCUGACAGUCCACAAGCUCCAACAGUGCUUUUCUUUCCCCUAGUAAAUGACACUUACAAGAAAUAUAAAGCUCCUGGUGUGGAAAGGAGUCCUGAAGAGAUGGCCGAAGGCAAAGUUGAUGUCUCCAGCAUCCUCUCCCCAUUUACAACAAGAGAGGUGUGUUUUAGUGAAGAGAAUUUUGACAAACUGGUGAAACUGACAGAUUACAACAUCCUGAACAAUGAGAAGUUGAUUAUUCAGGCCUUGCGUUUGGCGGUGGCACGGAGGAAGCAGAGGAAUUUUUAGCCACCACACACUACCUUCAGUCUUUCAUGUGGUAUUUCUCGGGUUGUCUGUGUUUUGGUGAGGUCAAGAUGUUUGAUUCUUAUCAGUGAUACUUGCAGUGGAAAUCGCAUCAUCCUAAGGACAUUCUGGACUCCACCCUAUUUACAUGGCUCUUCAGAAAAACAGAUUGGAAUUUACCAGUGGUUUAAUCCAAAACAAACUUCAAAGCAGUAAAUUUGUUUUUAGUUUUUUUUACCAAGUUACAUUACUAAUUGUUACAUAUAUUCAAUAUAAAUUAUUAUAAUGUUGUGGAAGAU